Molecule: messenger RNA, 672 nt
Organism: Emiliania huxleyi CCMP1516
Lineage: Eukaryota; Haptophyta; Isochrysidales; Noelaerhabdaceae
Exons: 2
Coding region: 1-672 (223 amino acids)
Source: RefSeq, a predicted model, not a curated record
AUGCCAAGUCGCGGUCGCGAUGGGCCCUGGAAGAGGAGGCAGCAGGCCUCCUCCUCCGCGCGCAGCUCGACGUCGUCAUACGAGGAUGCCUUCGACGACCCGGCCUUCUUCAUGCACCACAUCCUCAUCUCGGUGGCCUUCUCUCCUCUCGACUACAUCUUGCGGAUGCGAGAGUGGGGCCUUUCCGACCAUCAGAUCGACAAGACGCCGCUGCUCAUCUCGAGCUACCGCAUCGCCUCGCUCCUCGCUGGCACAUCCGAGGUGAGCGAGUGCAGCCUCGAAGAGCAGCGCUCUCACGCCGUCUCGUACUUCCUGCUCCUCACGCUGGCUCCGCCCCUCUUCAAUGGAGGCAGGGCCGUCGACCAACCCGCGCUGGCCGCGUACUUUGCUCGCGCGCGCUCGAUCACCGGCCUGCACCUGCUGAUACGAAGACGACUGCUCGAGCUCGACUCGCUCGGCGCGGAGCACUCGCGGGGCCACCGGCGAGAGCAGCGCCGCUCGCUCGCGCGCGGUGUCGGCGAGCUGCGCUUCGCCGCCCUCACCAUCCUCGCGGUCCUGUACACGCUCGGCACGGUGCUGCCGAUCGUCUUUGGCUCGGCGGCUGACGCCGGCCGCGCUCUCGGCCGGCGCUUCCACUCGAACGGGCCGUUUUCAUGGAUGGCGGGCGUGUAG